AUGGCCGACCAACACCCCGUCCCCGAGAGUGAACCGAUCCCGCAACAAGACGCUAGCGGCGUCACUGGCAUUGGAAACGGACCGCAGGUCCUCAGCACUUCAGGUGGCCUCGAUGUCAUUGCCGGUCCUCUUCUCAACUACAGGCGCACCAGCAACCAGCAGACUGGACAGCCAAUUUGGCAUGGAAGUGUCCUGAUCGUCACCACACCUGGACAACAGAACCCCCAGCUCGUGCUGUCACCGGCUGGCGCAGUCGACGCGAGUGCAGGCAAUGCGGCCUUUAGCGUAGAGGCGAGGACAUUCCACGGCGAGAAGCUGUACGAGGAUCCCAAGAGGGCGUUCUGGCGCUUCAUCAUCGAAGCCCCCUUCCAACAGUUUGAGUCGCGAUGGCAAUACGAUAUCCAGAACCUGGUCUACGUCGACCGCCAGAAGCUCGAGAAGCCGCAGGUCUUCGUUGUCCCCGCCGCGUCCCAGUCCAUGCGCAUCAUGUUCCACUCCUGCAACGGCUUCAGUGUAGGCACUGACGUUGAGGCUUGGUCUGGCCCGGCGCUCUGGAACGACGUACUCCGCAUGCACGAGCAAAGGCCUUUCCACGUCAUGAUUGGCGGUGGCGAUCAGAUUUACAACGAUGGAGUGCGUGUGGAUGGACCGUUGAAGGCCUGGACGGCGAUUAGCAACCCGCACAAGCGCCGCGAUUAUCCCUUUGGCCGGCAGAUGCGCGACGACUGCGAUGAGUACUACUUCAACAACUAUGUGAAGUGGUAUGGUCAGCGUCCGUUCUCGACUGCCAACAGCCAGAUCGCCCAGGUCAACAUCUGGGACGACCACGAUAUCAUUGAUGGCUUCGGCUCGUAUACCGAUCACUUCAUGAAGUGCGCUGUCUUCAGAGGUAUUGGCGGUGUUGCGCACAAGUACUACCUACUCUUCCAGCACCACCUUGCUCCCCCGAAGAGCACGUACACUACCGAUGCACCCAAGACAACGGAUGUGGCUGCGCAUAGCACAACUGGCACUACGCCUGCCGAUCCUGUACAGGUCAAGGACACAUUCGUCAUGACGGACGAUGUAGGCGACCCAUCAUACAUCAUUGGACACAAGCCGGGGCCAUACGUCGAGGAGCGCAGUCGCAGCAUCUACUGCCAGCUUGGCGCCCGCAUUGCCUUUGCUGGUAUUGAUGCGAGAACCGAGCGCACUCGUCAUCAGAUCAACUAUCCCGAGACCUACAAGGCUCUAUUUGAUCGUCUGGACAAGGAAUACUCAGCCAACAAGGAUUUGAAGCAUCUCAUCUUGCUGCUUGGUGUUCCCAUCGCCUACCCACGUCUGAUCUGGUUGGAGAACAUCCUUCAGUCGCCACUCAUUGCGCCCAUCAAGUUCCUGAACAAGCGCUUUGGUCUGGCUGGUAGCUUCUUCAACCAGUUCGACGGCAAAGUCGAUUUGCUCGAUGACUUGGACGACCACUACACGGCGCGCCAGCACAAGACUGAGCGCCGCGAGCUCAUCCAGAUGCUCCAGAACUUCUCUAAGAAGCACUCCGCUCGCGUGACCAUCCUCGGAGGAGACGUUCAUCUGGGUGCCAUCGGCCGCUUCUACUCGAACCCCAAACACGCCAUCCCCGCUGAGCAGGAUUGGCGGUACAUCCCCAACAUCAUCAGCUCUGCCAUCACCAACAAGCCACCUCCCCAGGCCGUUGCCAAUCUCCUUGCCCGCCGCAACAAGGUCCACCACCUCGACCACGACACGGACGAGACGCUCCUGGAGAUCUUCGACCGCGACCCAGGCCUCGACUCCAACGGCCAGAAGAUCAACACCAACGGCACCACCCGCACCGACACGAGCCUGACAAACGGCAACGUCGACCUCCCCGGCGACGACAAAAUCGACAAGAAAACAAGCGACAAAAACCACGCCACCAUGCCGUCCCGCAACUACGCCAUAAUCUGCGAAUCUGCUACUCCCCCAUCAGCCACUCUAUCAGCCCCCGCGCCAGCACCAGGCCAAGCUCCGUCCGUCACCAGCGCGACUUCCGCACUCUCCGCGCCCCCAACUAAGAAGGAUAAUCCCCGCCACCCGAUCCACAUCGGCGAGCAGGGCGCGGGUACGCAGCAUCCUGCCGCCAAUGGCCUGGCGCCAACGGGUCUUUGCGGACCGUAUGGAUUGGAUGUGGCUCUCAGGGUGGAGAUUAGUAAUAGCGAUCGCGAGGGCAGGACGGAUGGGUAUGGAUUUAGCAUUCCCGGGUUGGUGGUGGGCGAGGGGUUGAAGGAGCAGGGGAGUAGAUGGUAGAGGGGAAUGGAGGGUAAUGGGUAGAAGGGGGAAAGGAAGAGUGUGUGCGUGAUUUUGUGGACUUAUACCCUGUAUCUUGCGUUAGUCUGUUGUAGUGUUUGUAAUCUAAAUGGUUGAUUUUCA
Messenger RNA from Parastagonospora nodorum SN15, 2403 nucleotides. RefSeq lists its product as hypothetical. The transcript has a single exon. Gene Ontology annotation, cellular component: membrane. The coding region runs from base 1 to 2280 and encodes 759 amino acids. NCBI's taxonomy places the organism in Eukaryota, Fungi, Ascomycota, Dothideomycetes, Pleosporales, Phaeosphaeriaceae. The record is from RefSeq and is a predicted model, not a curated record.